Alternaria postmessia is the source of this 1164-nucleotide messenger RNA. RefSeq lists its product as uncharacterized. The record is from RefSeq and is a predicted model, not a curated record. The transcript has a single exon. NCBI's taxonomy places the organism in Eukaryota, Fungi, Ascomycota, Dothideomycetes, Pleosporales, Pleosporaceae. Gene Ontology annotation, molecular function: protein binding. Gene Ontology annotation, cellular component: nucleus. Bases 1 to 1164 code for a protein of 387 amino acids.
AUGGACGCCCCCGAAAGCGACUCGUCUGUCCCUGUAGCCAGUGACUCGGUCUUCAGUGUCUCACGCCCUUCAUCAGCCUCUUCGAUACAUCCGCCCGAUACACCCAAGGAUCUGCCAGCGGGCGCACCGAUAUCCUCUCUCUUCCAAGUCCGACACACACCGACCGCCGGCCGCGCCGUUUUCGCUAGUCAAGACAUCCCAGAGGGCACACUUGUGUGGCGCUCAGAAGAUUUGACCCUCAACGUCCUCCUCCGCGAAUAUCGACGCGAAGUAUGUGGACAGUGUUUCGGAUACGAAUACGGGCGGGAUCUGGAUAUACGAGACAAGACGGUGGGGUUCGCGUUCUGCUCAAAGGCAUGCCAGGACAAAUGGCGAGAAGAGAACGGCGAGAUUGGUGUUCAAGCGUGGACGGCUGUCGAGGCUUUAGUAAAAAAGCGAAGCAAGGAGGAUAGCGACAUGGUGGACGCCGACCUACCACGACCAAAGGUCAAGGAGAUUCAGCAGGCUUGGGGGAAUGUUGCUGCGCAGGCGGCGCUGAUACGGGCCGCACGGGUAAGCGAACAAGCUAUACCGGACAAGGAGGAUGUGGCUCCAAUCACAAAGCAGCACAAGAAGGCUGUGUCUAAAGCACUACAAGCUAACAUUACACCUGAUGUGAUGAGCUUUUGUGUGAGUGGCCUGGUAUGGCGAUACCUUCAUCCCGAGCAAUGGGAACGCCUGGAGGCACUCGCAGACGACAAGACUCCUUACCACAGCUCCGACGAUCUCGGCGCGUUUAUAAGAACCUACUUACAUCUGCUUGCGAUCCUUCCCCUACCGCUCCUACCACUUGUAACGGCAGAGACGCUAAUCACGCUCUCGUCCCGCGACUCGCACAACUCCUUCGGUAUUCGCUCCCUGGAAGAUGACGGCUCAGAGUUCUUCGGAUACGGUUGCUGGCCCGCGGCAAGCUACUUCAACCAUUCGUGCGGGCCGAACAUUGAGAAGAAUAGGAAUGGCAAGACAUGGUAUUUCAAAGCUGGGAGAGACAUCGGGAAAGGAGAGGAACUGUGCAUUACAUAUCUUAGCGGGGAGGAGAGGAAGCUGAGUCGUGGUAAGAGACUGUUGAGGUUAAAGAAGACGUGGGGGUUUGACUGUGCGUGUGAGAGGUGUGAAGCACUAUAG